AUGACGUCAAUAAUCAAAUUGGAGGCCUUAUCAGGUGUGCAGGAUGAUGGGCCAUUAUGCUAUCUUUUACAGGUUGAUCAAGUUUAUUUUUUAUUGGAUUGUGGUUGGGAUGAACGAUUUGAUAUGGCAUACAUAGAAGCUGUAAAAAGGCGUGUUCCUCUUAUUAACGCUGUUUUAUUAUCAUAUGCUGAUAUACCACACCUCGGUGCUUUACCUUAUCUUGUCCGAAAAUGUGGCCUGAAUUGUCCUAUUUAUGCCACGGUUCCUGUGUAUAAGAUGGGACAAAUGUUUCUUUAUGAUUGGGUUAACAGUCACACUAGCGUCGAAGAUUUCAACUUGUUCAAUUUGGACGAUAUUGAUGCAGCGUUUGAGCGAGUGCAACAAGUGAAAUAUAGUCAGACGAUUUUAUUGAAAGGCGAUAAUGGCCUUCAAAUAACGCCACUACCAGCUGGACAUAUGAUUGGCGGUGCAAUAUGGCGGAUCACAAAAAUGGGCGAUGAAGAAAUUGUCUAUGCAGUUGAUUUCAAUCACAGAAAAGAACGCCAUUUGAAUGGUUGUACAUUUGAAGGUAUUGGGCGACCAAAUCUGCUGAUCACUGAUAGUUUCAACGCAUUGUAUAAUCAGCCACGUCGGAAGCAACGGGAUGAACAGUUGGUAACCAGGCUUCUGGGUACCGUAAGAGAUGGUGGUGAUGUAAUGAUUGUAAUCGACACGGCAGGAAGAGUAUUGGAAAUAGCACACUUGCUUGAUCAGUUAUGGCAUAAUGCGGAGGCUGGUUUGAUGACAUAUAAUUUGGUUAUGCUAAGUCACGUCGCUUCAUCGGUAGUUGAGUUUGCGAAGUCACAAGUAGAAUGGAUGUCUGAUAAAGUGCUGAAAUCCUUUGAAGUUGGCCGCUACAAUCCAUUCCAGUUUCGACAUGUGCAGCUUUGUCACACUCAUACGGAUUUGAUACGAGUACGAAGUCCAAAGGUUGUACUUGUCAGUGGACUGGAUAUGGAAAGUGGCUUUUCCAGAGAGUUAUUUCUAGAGUGGUGUACGGACGUAAAGAACUCUGUUAUUGUUACUGGACGCUCUGGUGAUCGUACUCUCGGUGCGCGAUUAAAACGGAUGGCUGAACAAGCAGCAGAAAAUCCCAAUGGUACCAUAAAUCGUAAUCUAACUUUAGAAGUGAAACGAAGAAUCCGUUUAGAAGGCGUUGAGUUGGAGAAUUAUCGAGCUAAAAAGCGAGCUGAAGAACGUGAAGCAACUCGAAUUAGAUUAGAAGCAUCACGACGAAACGCUAGACUCGAGCAGGCCGAUUCAUCUGAUGACAGUGAUGACGAUGCGGUUAUGAUUGUUCCUGCGACGACUUCUAGCGUAUUAAAUGGCAAAAUAACUAAUUCGAAACGUAAUAUUACGUCAUCUUUUAGCGCUUCUACGACGACUCCCAUAGUUGAUCUGUCAGCAGCUCAAAUAGCCGAACAAAGGUCACACGAUAUUAUGUGGAAAUGGGAACAGCAGCAGAAAUCAUCAUUCUUCAAACAAAGCAAAAAAUCAUUUCCUAUGUUUCCGUACAUUGAAGAAAAAACUCGGUGGGAUGAUUAUGGUGAAAUUAUACGGCCGGAGGAAUACAUGAUCGCGGAUACACCUGUAGUACCACAAAUGCCUCCUGAGCAUAAGGAUGGCAUUGUUGACGGUUCGCUUGAUGGACAAGUGGUACCUCUUUAUGAAGAACGGGAAUGGCCAUCAAAAUGUAUUAGUCAAAUCAUGAAAAUAGAGGUACUUUGUAAAGUAGACUUCAUCGAUUUCGAAGGACGCAGCGAUGGCGAAUCGGCAAAAAAAAUUUUGUCACAAAUAAAACCGAAGCAGCUGAUAAUUGUUCAUGGUUCCUCAGCGGCUACUCGACAUCUUGCGCAAUAUGCUCAACAAAAUGAUAUUGUUCAAGGUAAAAUAUUCACUCCACGGUUGGGUGAAAUUGUUGAUGCAACAAUCGAAUCUCACAUCUAUCAAGUAACAUUGAGUGAUGCCGUUAUGUCGUCAUUAAUUUUCCAAACGGUAAAAGAUGCCGAGUUGAGUUGGCUGGAUGCUCGAAUAGUAAGAAGGAAAACGGUAACGCCGGGACAAACACAAAGUGCAAAUGAAGAAAAUUCAGAAACAAAUGGAAAUAAGGAGGAAGAAGUAGAAGAAAUGGGACUAGAUGAUGAUGUGGAAGGUAAACGUUUGAGCAAUUUGAAGGUUGCAGUUGCGGAUACAUUUUGUCUGGAACCAAUGCUUUCAUCUAAUAUCCCUCCACAUCAGGCAGUAUUUGUCAAUGAUCCAAAACUUUCUGAUGUAAAGCAGUUAUUAACUUCGAAUGGUUUCCGAGCCGAAUUCAGUUCUGGUGUACUAUAUAUAAAUAAUAUUGCAAGCAUUCGACGUAAUGAAGCCGGCCGCUUUCAUGUAGAAGGCUGCGCAUGUGAAGAUUAUUACAAAAUAAGGGAUAUCGUUUAUGCACAAUUUGCAGUUGUAUAG
Molecule: messenger RNA, 2490 nt
Organism: Cercopithifilaria johnstoni
Lineage: Eukaryota; Metazoa; Nematoda; Chromadorea; Rhabditida; Onchocercidae
Source: the annotation of a GenBank genome assembly